Tetranychus urticae (two-spotted spider mite) is the source of this 4890-nucleotide messenger RNA. Its product is annotated as inactive phospholipase C-like protein 1. Gene Ontology annotation, molecular function: phosphatidylinositol-4,5-bisphosphate phospholipase C activity. Gene Ontology annotation, biological process: phosphatidylinositol metabolic process; gamma-aminobutyric acid signaling pathway; phosphatidylinositol-mediated signaling. NCBI's taxonomy places the organism in Eukaryota, Metazoa, Arthropoda, Arachnida, Trombidiformes, Tetranychidae. The record is from RefSeq and is a predicted model, not a curated record.
UCAUUCAUCUUCUUCUCAUCUUCUCUCCCUUUGCUUCUCUCCAUGAAGCUAUAAAAGUAUCUACAGAAAGCCAGUUCACAUUGGAUAAGUAACGUUGAAAAUGAAAUUUUGUUUUCGCUUUUUUUCUGUUUCAUUUGUUUUCUGGAGUUUUGUUUCUUUUUCUUGUUGCAUGAGCUUUCAAGUUCAAAACAAUUGAACAAAUUAGUAUUACGUUGAAAUGUUGAAAACCUGAGUCUUUGAUGAGAAUCAAGUUGUGUUCAAUCAUCAUCAUCAUCAUCAACAACAACAAUCAUCAGCAUUGUCAUCAUUGCAAUCGAAAAGUAAAAGUAAGGUAAAACCAGCCAAGAGUGAGUAAAGAGGAAACUUUGUAAUAAAUCCAGAAGAGAGUUGAGGGAAACAAGUGCGAAACAAGUGAAGAGAAGAGAGAAAGAUAAUGAUUAGUGAAUAAUGUAAUUCGUUGAGAACGUCAUUUUCGUCACGUUGUCCAGUCUUGAUGUGAACUAAUGAAGGUUGACCAUCAACUAGAAGAAAAAGAAAUGUUUUAAAGUCUGUGUUUUUACCUGAAAAAAAGAGGUUUUCCCAAUGUUUCUCCAAACUCCAAAAUUGUUUACUGUCACAAUCAUGUGAAAUGAGGUAAAACUGUUUACCUUCUUAAACGCCUUUCCGUUUCACCAUUGAUUUGUAUUCAAUUUCAACUCUAAUGUCGUCCAACCCAAGUUAUGGAUCAAAGGCGCACACAAAUGAAAAUGAAUGUGAACCUAAAAAAGGAUAUCAAUGUGCAAGGGAAGAGACUGACAGUGAGACGUGUGAAACCGGUGAACCAGGUUCACUGGAACAAGAGUCUGACUUACGGCGACACCAUUUGGAUACUCAGUCAUCAUCAUCUUCCUUCACCGACAGUCAAUCGCCCAACUUUUACUCGGCCGAUGCUUCGAUGCCAACAAACAGUAAAGAGGUAAACCUAGAUGAAAGUGAAAACGUCUUCACCUUUAAACAGUCUUCACCCAAUUUAACCAACAAAUCAUCCAAAUCAGUUUGCUUCCAUAGCAUCACAGCCAACCCAGGCGGCGAUCGUAAAAUUGCCUCUCCCUUGGAUUGUCUUCAGAUGAUGAUGAAUGGUGUAACCCUGGUUAAAAUCAAAGCCAAUACACGUCAAUAUAGACGCUUCUUUACUCUAACCGAAGAUCUUACAGCAAUUCGUUGGGUGCCUUCAUCGAAAAAAUCAUCAAAAGCUAAAUAUUGUAUAAAGGAUAUAAAAGAGGUUCGAUCUGGAAAAAAUACUGAAGCUCUUCGAAAUCGUGAUAUUAAUUUAAAUUCAUCUGAAGAGUGUGUCUUCUCAAUCAGCAUUGGCGAUGAUUUCGAUACACUUGAUCUGAUUGCUCCAUCACCUGAGGAUGCCAACAUUUGGGUUACUGGCCUUAACUUUCUUAUCGGUGCCAAUAAAUCGUCCGGUCAAAAGAUGCGUCAAAAGUGGUUGGAAGAAGCGUUUAAUCAAGCCGACAUCGAGUCUCGAGGAGUGCUAGAUGAACCUCAAACAAUAAGCUUAAUGAAACGUUUAAACAAUCAUUUAUGUUUGGGUCGAUUAAAGCAAAAACUCCUCGAAUACAACCUAGGAAAAGAAGGCGACGAAAAGGGAUUUUUCAAUAAACACGCUUUCGUCAACUUAUUUUACGAAACAGCAACCCGUCCUGACAUUUACUUCAUCCUUGUGAGAUAUUGUGGCAAAGAUUACAUGACUUUGGAGGAUUUACAGCUUUUCUUGGAGGGUGAACAAGGAGUUUGUGGGAUAACUUUGGACGAAUGUGAACAAUUAAUUGAAAGAUAUGAACCCUGUGAAGAUUCGAGGAGAAACAAGCAACUGUUGAUUGAUGGUUUUACCCAGCUUCUGGUUUCACCUGAAUCAGAUUUAAUUAAUCCAGCUCAUAAUUUAAUCUGGCAAGACAUGUCUCAACCUUUAUCACAUUAUUUCAUAGCAACAUCUCAUAAUACAUACCUUUUGGAAGAUCAAUUGAAAGGUCCAUCUUCAACUGAAGGUUAUCGCAAGACUCUUCUCCAAGGUGCUCGAUGCGUCAAGAUCGAUACAUGGGAUUCGCCAUCAGGUCCAGUUGUCUUUCAUGGAAACACUUUAACAACUAAAGUUCCCCUUCAAGAUAUUCUUGAAACCAUCAAUGAAUAUGCCUUUGUCCAAUCACCAUAUCCAGUUGUACUUCAUCUUGAGAAUCAUUGUAGUCUAGAGAAACAAAAGGAAAUUUCGAAUCAAUUAAUUACAAUAUUUGCUGAUAAGUUAUUCAUUCCUGGUAAAACAAUUGUUCAUCCUGUUCACAAUAACAAUAAUUCAUCGUCUUCACCAAAUCAAGAUCAAUCAUCGUCAUCAUCAUUUUGCUCAUCCAUUAAACAAACCAUGCAAUCAACGGUAGUCUCAUCGUGUGAAGAAAGUAUUAAUGAUAAUCAAAGUUAUCAUUCAAAAUCAUCAACAACGACAAGUCCAACAGUAAAGUCAAACCGGUCAACCUUAUUAUCACCAGAAGCUCUUAAAUAUAAAAUAAUCAUCAAGGGUAAAAAGUUGUCUCCUUCAGAUGAUGAGGUUGGUGAAGUAAGUGAUGAGGAUGAAGCAAUGGAAACACGUUUCUCAUCAACAAAUAAUAAUAGUAGUAAUAACAAUAACCAUAAUAAUAAUCACAAGAUACCAUUAUGUAAAGAGCUUUCUGAUCUUAUCUACUUAAAGAGAUUUCGCUGCAACGAUUUUGGUUAUGUUUUAAAAAAUCAAAAGUUGGAUCAAGUGUGUUACCUUGAUGAAGCCUUUGCAUCCAAAUUAGCAUUAGCCUCACCUGAAGAUUUUGCUCACCAUAAUAAAAAUUAUUUAACACAAGUGGCUCCAGAUCGAGGAAGAAUUGAUUCAUCCAACAUUAAUCCACUUGAUUUUUGGAACUGCGGAUCACAAAUGGUUGCUAUGAAUUACCAGUCAUCGGGACAAAUGAUGGACUUGUAUAGAGGUUGGUUCAAUCAGAAUGGUAGUUCGGGUUAUGUCUUGAAGCCAGCUUUUCUUCGGGAAAGAUUUUGCCUUUUUAAUGCUCGACGAAAAGAUUCCCUUCCAGGCAUUGAUCCUCUCUGUUUACGGGUUAAAAUUAUAUCAGGUCAACAGCUUCCCCGACCUAAAGGGGCUUCCUUCAAAGCUGUAGCUAUUGAUCCUUAUGUAACAGUCCAGAUUCUUGGGGUUCCUGCUGACAAUGCUGAAACGAGAACACGAACCAUAUCAAAUGAGGCCAAUAAUCCGAUAUUUGAUGAAUCCUUUGAAUUUACCAUUUCAGUUCCCGAACUUGCUCUACUUCGUUUAGUUGUUCUCGACGAUGAUUACAUAAAUGAUGAUUUUAUUGGCCAAGCAACCAUUCCCAUCGAGUGUGUUCAACCAGGUUACCGUCAUGUUCGUUUAACUGCCUUCAACGGUGAAUUGAUUCCAGAAGCUGUCCUCUUUGUUCACCUAUCAAUGACACAUAGAUAUGGUUCAAAGCAAAAGUUAAGACGGAAACGUUCAUGGGGAAGUAAACAGUCAAAUGAUUUACGUACCAUUGGUAUUAAACAGCCAGACGAGGCAUUCAAAAAUGUAUCCAAUCUUCUUUAUCAAUCAACUCAAUUGAGAAAAGAUGUUGAAAAGUCAAUGAUUGAUUUGUGUGAUGAAUGUAAUCUCAAUGAGAAUGCAAAUGUAGCUCAAUGUCUACGAAUUUUGACACUUCGCCUCGCCUCAUGUUCCUCAGUAACUAGCUUCAAUAUCAAUACUUCAGAUGAUGGUAUACCAAUCAUCAAAAUUGGAGGUGAAAUGACCAUGAAAUUACAAAAAUCCAUUUCAGCCUUGGAUAAAGCUCUGGCUGAGUUUACUUCCAUUCCACAAAAUGCUUCACUUCUUCUUGACAUGCUUGGUGAACAACAUGAUGUUAUAGUUCGACUUGGACUUGAGCUCAACCAAUUGAGCAUUUCGGCUGGUAUCAAAGGAAGAAAAGCAGACAAAGCGGUUGAAAAUUUCAUGUGGAACUUGAGUCUUAUUAAAACUGAGAUUGACAUUUUACGAGCUGUUAAAGAUGAUUCGGAAUGCGCUUUAAAACAGGUAACUCGCUUGAGUUCAGCUUUGCAACGAGUAUUUGCUCGGGAAAGAGAGGCGGCAAACAGGAUAAAUCAACAUCAACAAAUAUUGGCUUCUUCAGUUGCUCAAUCAACAACCCAAACAACAACAAUAACUACGACAACAUUGGACAUGAAACCACCAGGACCACCGGUAACACCAACCUCACCCGGAGAUGCUCGUCUUCGCAGUAUCCUUAAGAAACCAAGUUCAUCACCUACAACUCCAAUCCCACCCAAUUUAGAUCCUCUUGAUGAGAGGUAUGCUUAUUUCCAAGUUGGUGAUAAAUCACCUCCACCAGUCACCAUCACAACUGCCGAGGAGUCUAGUAGUUGAUUUUUCAUUUUCACCCAAUAUUUUGUCUCAUUUCAUUCUGACUGUGUUUCAAUUCAUUCCCAUUAUUUUAUUUAACUUGUUCACUUCAACCACCAUCAUCAUCGAUCCAUUCAACAUUAAGAUGAACCUUUUUUUCCUCAUAUUUUUCAUUACAUAUAAUUCUGACCGUUUUUUCGCCUAAAAUCAAUCAUAAAUUGAAUUAUAUUAAUAUUAUUAAUAAUUAUAUUGUUAUUGUUGACAAAGAAAAUUUUGUAGUUAAUUCUAUCUGACAAAGCGUUCCUAUUCAAAGAUGAUUGAUUAUGAUUCUCUGUUGCUUUUUUCUUUGACCUUUUUGCCUGGCCAAAUAAAAAGAUGUUUUAAACGUUUUAUUUAAACUGAAACAACCAAUAAAAGAAUGAAACAUUUUGACCAAAUUAUAUUGAUUAAUAAAUACAUUUUAU